AUGAUAAUUUUCUGACAUCUUUCAACGCCGGUUCUAAACAUUUCUGCGAGAUUUCGAGAUUUGUCAAUUUGUCGAUUUGUGCCUUGUGCUGCUUGCCCAUGUUUCUGCGUUCUGGGUUUUUUUCUUAUCCUUUUGUUGUAAACCGGUAGUUGAUGUAAAAAAAAAAUUGAUCUUACAAUGUGGCCGGCGGGAGCAUCCUUUGGACCACCUCAACCCUCUCGAUUCUAUCAAUCCACUAAUCAUUCUUCGACGUCGAAUUUCAACGAUUUUCGAAGUCCCCAUCCAGCAAGAAAUGAGAGACCAAGAGGAAAAAGGGGUAGAUUGCGGGCCAAGCAGUCUGAUUAUUCGUUUUAUAGCGACAGAGAAUCGUUUUCCGACAACUCCACCUCUAUGGUAACCAGAACAGUUGCCAGAGGAGCUCACAGAGGAACUAACAGAGCUAACGUAUUCAAUGUAGCUCUUCAAGAUAUACAGAGUCAGAAUACACCGGGCGCAAAUACAAAUAAUUAUGAUAGACAGCUUCAGAAUGCACAGGAUACGAAUAGAAAUAAUUAUGAGAGACAGCAUAUGAAGGCACAGGAUACGAAUAGAAAUAGUUAUGAGAGACAGCAUCAGAAUGAACAGAAUGCAACUAGAAAUAAUUAUGAGAGACAGCAUCAGAAUGAACAGAAUGCAACUAGAAAUCAAGAGAGACAGAACAGAUCUGAUCAUAGACGUAAUGGAAGAACUGAACCUAGGGCCUCUCGUGAUGACGAAAACAUACAUGCAAAGUUAUAUGUCUGUCCAAAAUGUGAUAAUAACUACUCCGUUAGAUCUGGUCAAAAGGGAAUCACUGGGAAAGUUCCUCUAAUACUAAACUGCAACCAUACAGUAUGUCAGGAGUGUAUAUAUAAAACUAUAAUCAACAGUAAAGUAACCUGCCCUGUAUGCAAUAAGCCUUCUACUUUGUCACAGGAACCACCCGAUAUAUCUCAGGUAGACCUUCAAACUGUGUUUUUACCAAAUUAUUAUAUUAUUGGUAUAAUGUCAUGUAAUAGACCUCAAAAUGGUAAUUUAAACAAUUUGGACAAUGUAAAAUUUGUAUCUACCACUACCGCAAAAAAAAAUAAGGCACCUGCACAACCAAUAGAGAGGUGUUCUUUUAACCAAUGUUCCAAGAAAGCAACUAUGUUUUGUCCAAGUUGUGAAGCCAUUUAUUGCAUUGAUUGUUGUACGGUAAUACAUAAAAGUAUCAACAAGUUGGUGAGUCAUGAACCAGUGCCUUACAAAAAGGCCAAAUUUACCCUGGUCUUGGAUAAAUGCAAGGAACACAAAGAGAUGAACGUAGAAUUCUACUGUAAAGACUGUGACAUUAAGGCUUGCUGUUAUUGUGUUUUAGACACACAUACCGACCAUGAAAGAGAGCCCCUUUCAAAGCUGAGUGACUUAGAAAUGAUAGAAUUUACAAGUUUGAAAAAAGAUGCUGAAAAGGUCUUGAAAGAGCUGUUGAUAUGUCAGAAGAAAGCAUCAAACCUAACAAGUUAUAGUACUGACACUGUCAGAAAGGAGAUUCGAGAUUAUUUUGCAGACUUACAUGCAACAAUAUCAUCAAUUGAAAACAAAUUACAUAAAGAAGUGGAAGAGUUUCAGGCAGCUAUUGGAAAUUUGAAUCCUAUUCAAGCAUCUUUGUGCCAGUCCAUUGAUAUGCUGAAGCAACUAGUUGCUAUUGACCACAAAACGUGUAAAGACGUAAAAAUGAAUCUAAAAGGCGCUUUAGAAAAACUAAGAGAUGUAUCCAACAUUCCUAGGUUUUUAUUAAAUGAAAAUGGCAAUUCCGACCCGAUUAGAUUUACAGUUGACUCCGGUAUAUUUGAUUCGUUAGAGUCGGCUUUUGACGUGGAAAAAUGUGAAAAUUCUCAAUACCGAUUAGUUACAGAAAACGAAUUGGAUGAUGACUAUGUUUUGGAAAAUGACCCUGAAAUUGAAACUGAGCUACAAGAAAUUAUUAACAAGUCUGAGCAAUUGGUUUUGAGUGAAGAAAAUAGCAGCCCUAGCACGUCGAGAAAACCAUCAAAAAAUCUUCAAAAAUAUACAAAACCCAAAGACCAAAAGUAUAAUUCAGGUAAUAUGGGGAAAAUAACUGUGCAACACAUUAAUUCAAUGGAAAGCUUCUAUAUUCAAUACAAAAAUGAUGAACCGAAAUUACAGCAACUAAAUUCUGACAUAGAGAACUAUAUCAAGAUGGGUGGAGCCGAGUCGGUUGAGGAAUUCCAACUCAAUCAACUGUAUCUAGCUUUAUAUAUAGCCGACUACCAAAAAGACAAAGACGUGAAAUGGUGUAGAGCUAGAUUAAUUGAUAUUAUAAAAGUUGAUGAGACAAACACAUAUGACAUGUUCUUUAUUGACUAUGGAAAGAGCCAGGUGGUCGAGGCGAAUAGAAUUAAAGACAUGCCUGCAUUUCUUGCUGCAAAGAGACCCUUCGCCAUUCAUUGUUCAUUGCAUAAUCCCUUAGGAGUAAAUUGGAAUAAAAAUUCCCAUUUUGCUUUGGCCAGGAUCUUAAAUGGGAAAGAUAUCUGUAUGGUUGUGAAGAAUGUCGAGAACGGUAUUCACGAUGUCGAUCUUAUGUUAGCAUCGUCAGAUGGCAAUGUCACUUCCGUCAUUGACAUUUUGGUACACGCCACUCACUCAGUUGCUCCAGCCAACGAUGAUAAUUCCAGCCUUGACGAAUUGCUACCCCCUAAAAAGGGUGCCUAUUUUCCGGAAUUAAAAGUUUUCCCAAACAGUGCCAAGUUUGUUAAGAAUCAAUCUGAAAAAGUGACUAUAGCCAAUAUUGUGGACCCCUACCACAUAUUUGUUCAUGUGGUUGCCUAUCAGGAAACAUUUAAAUCAACCCUUAAGUCCAUCAAGAAGGCGUACAGGCAGUCAAAGGCACAAGGAUGCGUUCCAAUUGAAGGAACGUACGUUAUGGUGGAACACAAAGACCCCGUCCGUUCCAACUACCACAGAGCCUUCAUCAAGAGCGCGGACCUCCUCAACGACAAGGUGUACGUCCAGCUGGUCGAUUGGGGCGUCAGCGUGGUGGUAGGAAGUGCUCAGAUCAAACCCCUGCCCCAAAACUUGACCCGGCUCGAGUGUCAGGCCGUUUUAAUUAAACUCACCGAUAUAGCACCGUACAACAAGCAAACCACAUGGAGUCCGGUGGCUAAUCGCGUGUUGGAGACCUAUUACCGGUCUCAGGAAGUCCUAAAGAUGAUCGUGCAUUAUGUAACGCCUGAAUUCGAAGUUGCACUGUUUGACAUUACGAGGAACGUCGAUGUGUGCCUAAAUGCCAUGAUGGUCGAGAAUAAUCUAGCGGAUUCUACCGGAUAUGUAUCUACCCAACUAGAAUGGUCUCCUUUGAAGCCAGAGAAUGUCAAAUAUUCUGAAGAAGAUGGUCUUCUGUCUUCUUUGCUGAAAAAAGUUGACUGUUCAGAUAAAGAAUCUGAAGGGUCUGAUGAUGAGGCAGAUAAUAGCAAUGUUACUCGCAGACCACUGGAUAUAAUCAAGGUGGAAAGUCCGGAGGCCAUAUUUGUCAAGUUUAUUGAAUUGAGAGAAAGGGACAGCAAUAUGUUCAAGGAGCUCCAAAUUCAUUACAGCGAGUCUCAGGAAAAAAAGGAUAAUUGGAACGUAGAGGAUCUUUGCGUAGCAGAAUUAGAAAAGGAGUUUUCUCGUGGAAAAAUCGUUGAGGAAAAGGACGGAGAAUUUUUGGUUAGCUUAUAUGAUAAAGGCACCGAGGUGAUGCUUCCAAGGGAAAAAUUGUAUGUAUACAGUACAUAUUUUAAUAAGUUCCCUCCAGUAGCGUUAAAAAGUCAUCUGUGUAAUGUCACUCCAGCUGGUGACACUGGAAAAUGGAGCAAUUCAUCUAUAGAAUCCUUGCAAGAAAUUCUGUCUAAACAUACACGAAUAUAUGGUACUAUACUUAAAGAGCAUUCCGACUGUUUUAACAAGAGUGUACCCAUGGAAUUAUGGUAUGGUGUUGUUGUUCGUGGAGGGCCCUUAGAUGCUGACAAGUUAAAAUAUGUGUCAAUUAACAAUAUCCUGGUCAAAUUGGGCUUUGCAUACAGAAAACAACCGAAACCAAUCAACAUGGCCAAAGACGGUGAAGGACUAUUAAAGAGUUUGAUGGUAACUGAGGAAAAAACCGAAAAAAUCGAAAGUAAUGAUGAUCCACCAUCAAUUUUUGAAGAUGCACCCAACGAAGAUAAGGCAACUAAAAGUUGGGUAGAUUUAGUUGAAAACGAGCUGGGAACCUUGGAUCGCAUUCAGGAAAAACAGACAAAUCAAGAAAUGCAACCUGAGAUUUCCCUUCAGAAAAUCGAAAACAUUACAGAUGACUGGUUACCGCCUUACAGAUUGGGCAAGAAAGAAUUUGAGGCGAGGGUAACUUGUGUCGAGACCGGCGGCCAUAUGUAUCUGCGCGAAGAUAGGCUAGAAAAAGUGUACCAGAAACUAGAAGAGAACAUGAAGCUUUACUUCGAGAGAAACCCGCCUACACUCAACAACGAUAAGUGGCAACCCGGCCAAUUGUGCACUAUCAAAUACACAGACGACAAUUGGUAUAGAGGUAAAGUUUUACGAGUGAAGAGUCCCAAAGAAAUCACAGUUUUUAUGAUUGAUUUCGGUAGCGACCACGAUUUGCCGCCGGAAGUUCUUUUUAGGGAACUCUUGUACACUGAGUACAGGUGUUUUGCUGUCAAAGUUAAAUUAGACAAGAUAUAUUCCAAACAACCGACGUGGCUUUCGUCCGAUUAUGACCAUUUCCAUGAGCUGGUCACAGACUGGUGUAGAAUUGUAGUUCAAGGUCCCCUAGAUGUAGAACUUCCACUAGUUGACGUAUACAAUUCGAACGAUGUCUACGUUAAUCAAAAAUUGGUGGAGAUAUGCCCUAAUUUGUCUAGGUGUUCAAAUUUUCCCACCGAAUUGUCGUCAACAGAGGAAGAAAGUAUUGUGAUUGAAAGUAUCGAGGUCAAUGAGGAUCCUGUAGUGGAUGAGGUAAUUCAAGAUAUGAUCCAGAGGGUUCUUGCAGAAUUUGAUGUUAUCGAUUACAUAGAUGACUAUGAAAAUUUGACAUAUAAGAUUCAACCUAUUCCCAAAGAACUGCUGGAAGGUAAAAAGUUGAUCAUGGAGAUCGGAGGAAUUUUAAAUUAUGAUAAGGUAGCCUUGAAGCUCCCUGGGGAAGAUGACAGCGCCGAAAUGUACGACUUAGCAAUAGAUUUACAAGAAUCCGUUUCCAAGAUGCCUCCUUUAAAAGAAUUUAAGGUAGGAACACCCUGCUUAGCACAGUUCUCCGAGGACAAAGUCUGGUAUCGCGCUGUCAUCUCGAACGCAGAUUUGCUAGAUUCUGGCUUUGUCAGCGUGUUUUAUGUCGAUUAUGGAAAUUCCGAGUCCACGUCGAUAAAGAAUUUGCGAAAAAUCAAACGGGACUUAUUGAACCUGCCUCAGCAAUGUUGGGAAGCUUUCUUAAACAUCAAGCUGGUCGAUGAAAGUCAGGUUAUGUCAGUAGAACAGGCUGUAAAUUCUUUGGAUAGAAAGAAAAGAUACGUGAAAUUGGUUAAAGAGAACCCUGUCACGGUAGACCUGUAUGACAAAAAUGAUGAACUUUGUUUUGAAAAUUUAAAGAAGAGCGGUAUUUUAAAUUCUAAGGAAUGAAUGUUUAAAAUUUGUUCAUGUUAAGAUAACAUUAAUUAAUUAUACUAAUUAAUGUCUUCUAUUAUAGGUUCACCAUUAGUUUUAAGGAAAUUUGUUUCAGUUGUUUAAAAACCUAUUAUUGGAUCGAAUAUUCAUUAUGUUAAUUUUGUAAAGUUUUUGUUUACAUAAUAAAAAGUUA
Molecule: messenger RNA, 5845 nt
Organism: Sitophilus oryzae (rice weevil)
Lineage: Eukaryota; Metazoa; Arthropoda; Insecta; Coleoptera; Curculionidae
Gene: qin
Product: RING finger protein 17
Exons: 30
Coding region: 178-5667 (1829 amino acids)
Molecular function (GO): zinc ion binding
Source: RefSeq, a predicted model, not a curated record